AUGUCGUUGCUCACCGCGAGUGCAUCUCCCCCGCCUCCGGGUGCGCAGCCUCCGCCGCCGCCCGCGCAGGCCCAUCCGCCUCCCUCUUCCGCCUCCCCCGCUGCGCCAGCGGCCGCGGAGAACGCCUCCGCCCCAGUAGAAGCGCCCGCUUGUUCUUCCAGUGCGCCUGCUCCUCCGGAACCCGCUGCGCCUCCUCCUCUCCCUUCUGCCCCCUCCGCGCCACCCCCAUCCUCCCUUCCACCUGUGCUCGGCGCUCUUUUCGGCGCAACAGGAGCAACCGCCCCUCAAACUCCCCCCAGGGAGCCCGCUGCCCCGUCCGCUCCUCCUCCCCCUUCCGCCACCCCCCCAGCUGCCGCUUCCGCGCUUGCUUCCGCUCCUCCACCUUCCGCUCCCCCUUCCGCUCCCCCGCUCCCUGCAGCCGCGGAACAUUCUGAGCCGCCCCGCAGCGCCCUUCCGCUCCAGCUGCGCAGAUCCAAGCGCGGAGUGGGGAAGGUCUUACCUGGAAACGCGGAGGUGGUUUCCUACAGGGUGGAUAAGCGUGACCCGUUAGAAGCAGGUCCGCCGCAGCUGGAGGUGUCGCCUAUAACGGUUUACGGGUCAGAGGAGGUGCUAGCGCCGGGGAGACAGAUAGCAGUGAACAGGCGGUAUAUUAGCUAUGCGCUCAGGAACGCGAGCAUCCGUGUGCUAAACAUCAAUACGGCCCUGCGCGCGCUCUUUAAGGGGCACAAGAAGCGCAUCACGGAUAUGGUGUUCUUUGCAGAGGACGAGCAUCUCAUGGCCAGUGCGAGUGCGGACGGGCUGGUGGUGGUGCGGCGGGUGGAGGAGGGGCCGGGCAGCGACAGCAAGGCGGCUAUUGGCGAGCGUGUGUUGGCAGUGCUGCAGCUCAAGGGCGCGUGGGGGGACACUGCUGCGCCGCAGCUAGCCUGGCACCCCCGGCAGAAGGACAUCCUCAUAGUCGCGUGCGACCGCUUCGUCCUCUUUGUCUCCAUCGCUGCAGCAGCCGCAGCAGCGCCCACCAAGCCUCCCUCGCUCUCCGAUCCCUUUGUCAUCGAUCUCACAAACGAACCAGCACCACCAGCAGCAGCAGCAGCACCAGAAGCAGGAGGGGCAGCAGGAGUGGCAGCUGAGGCGCGGGCGAUAGUGGAGGGGGUGAUUCUUCUCAAGGGGCACUCCGCGCCUGUGCCCUCUCUGCUGCCCGAGCCCUCUGCCUGCACGCUGCUCCCGACCCCCUCGCUAGACGGCACGGUGCGAGUGUGGAGCAGCACGGUGUGUGUGUCUGCCAUGACUCCACACGCCUCUCAGCCUGUCUUCUCCGCCCUCUUCCUGCUCCCGCCCUCGGCUCCCUCCAACCACGCGCUCCUACUCACCGGGGGUCCCAACAACAGCGAGCUAAAGCUAUGGGCCUCCACCUCCACCUCCUCCUCCUCCUCCGCCUCUCCCUCCUCUACCAGCAGCGUGCAGCAGGACAACUGGCGCUGCAUUCACACGUUGCAGCUUCUAGCCGACGCUCCCCCGCUCAAACCCACUGCUGCAAAAAGCAGCGGCAGCAGCAGCAGCAGCAGCAGCAGCAGCAGCAGCAGCAGCAGCGUGGGUGUGAGCGGCAGCAGCGGGGUGUUCUGCCAAUUGCAAGUGGUGCAAUCCCUGGGUCUUGUCCUCCUCACCGACGCACUCCAGAAGGCAAUUUACGCUGUCUCUGUCCGCUUCGACCCGGCCUCCCCCACUCUCUCCCGCUUCCAAUCCAUCGCUCACUUUUCCGUCACCAUGCCUAUUCUUAGCUUUACUGCCUAUUUGGCUGCUCCUAAUGGGGACGGGGCAGAGGAGGGCGCGCAGGGGGAAGGCGCAGGUGGGGGCGCAGGGGCAGGGGGAGAGGGGAAGCAAGGGGAUGAAGGGAGAGGGGAGUCUGGAAGUGGGGGAGGGGGUGCGGAUGGUGAUGGUGGUGGUGAGGGAGGAGGGGGAGGAGGAGGAGGAGGUGAGGGAGGGGGUGGGAAGGGUGGUGGCUGGGAUGGUAAUGAUGGGUCGGGUGAGGUGGAGUUGGUGCAGCUGUUUUGCAUGCAGACACAGGCCAUACAGCAGUACUCCCUCCCUGUUGACAUGUGCCUACCUCCUUCCUCGGAAGACGAAACGCCGGCCAUCACAGCAGCAGAGACGCUUGCACCACAGGAAGAGGCACCGCCAGCAGCAGAACCAGCAGCAGCAGAGCCAGCAGCAGCUUCAGCGGCAGCAGAAGCAGCAGGCAAAGAAGGGACAGGAGCAGAAAAGGCAGUAGUGUCAGGCCCGGUAGACGUGUGGGGUGCUGGUACAGUCAAGGAAGAGAAAGCGGAGGGCAAAGAAACAGGACUAGGGGCAGCUGCAGAAGCAGAAGCAGACGGAACAGCUGCGGUGGCAGGUGGAGGAGGAGGAGGGACAGAUGGGCGUCCGCACCUAGUGACGCCCCAGGAACUGCUGGCCAUGGUUAUGGGCAUGAGUGGCCCCUCUCCUGCUGCCACUGCCACUGCUUCCCCCGCCACUGCCAGUGCCACCGCUCCUGCUGCUCCCUCUGCUGCUCCCCUGGUUGCGGCUCCUGCAACAGCCGAAGGAGGGGCUGCAGUGGUGGCGCCUGGUUCUCUCCCUGCUGAUGGUGCUCCCUCUGCUGAUGGCGCUCGUGCUCUUGCUGAUGGCGCUCUCGCUAUUGCUGAUCGGCUACAGGCGGAGGCUGCUGAGGAGAAGGGCGCAGCGGAAUCAUCAGUUGCAUUGAAAGGAGUGGGAGGUAGCGAAGGAGCCGGGGCUGCUCCUGCUGUGUCUGCCGGGGCAGCUGGGUCUGCUGACGUGGCAGCUAUGUCAGCGUCCAUCCAGGCACUCAAGAGUGACGUGGCAGCACUGCAUUCGACUGUCCAAUCAGUGGGUGUUUCAAGCUCGUUGCCCCCGCCCUUUGUGAUUCUCGCGCGUUUCUCUUUCCCCUCUUCAUCGCUCCUCUCCUCCCCCACACUAGCCCCCGGGUCCGUCUGCCCUUCCCUGCAUCCCCUCGGUCACACACACGCGUUGCUUACUUUCUUUCUCCUGCUUUCCCUUACUCCACUUCCUCCCCUGUUUCUUCCCCAAUUUCCUUCUCCCUUCUCCCUCCCGAUUCACCAUGUCUCCCCUCUCCCCCCCUCCCCCCUCCUCUCCCUCCUCUCCCUCCUCUCUCUGCUCCCGUCCAAUCCCCCCAUCUUCCCCUCCGUCUCCUCCCCCCACCAGCUCCUGCAGCAGCAGCGGGAGGCAGCAAAGCACGUCCCCACGCCUCUCCUCAAGGAAACGAAGCGCCUCGAAGCGGCCCUCUCCCAGCGCGUAGACCGGGCCACCAAGACCCACGCAGACGCAUGCCAGUCCCGAAUCCAGGAAGACCUAGCAAAAGAAUCUGCCAAACGGGAGAAGGCCGAGAAGGCAGCGCAGGGUCAGGUGGUGGCAGCGGUGGCGGCGGCGGUGGUGAGUGGGACCGCGCAGCAGGUGGUUCCGGCAGUGGAAGGCGCAGUGGCGAGGGAGGUGGUGGGGGCUGUGCGUAGCGCCGUGCUGCCUGCUCUCGACUCAGCGGUCUCGGCUCAGAUCAAGCUUCUUGGGCAGACCCUCACAGAGGAUGUGCGUACGCACACCACCGCUCUCAUCCCACCAGCCGUCGCUUCAUCCCUGCAGGCGUCCCUAUCCGAUGCGGUGCAGCGGGCCUUCACAGAGGCAGCAGUACCGGCCAUGGAGCGGGCCGUGCGGGAGAUGCUCUCGCAGCUCGACCGCUCCCUGCGCUCCGGCCUCGCAGCGCAGCAGGCCGCACAGCAGGCGGCCGUGCAGGCAGCGGUGCAGGCGGCGGUGCAGGGAGCGGUUGAGGGGCAGAUUCAGCAGCAGCUGGCGGCGCUACAGCAGCAGCAGGUGGUGAAGAUGCAGCAGGAGAUGCAGGGCGUGACUGCUGCUGCUAAGGCCUCCAUCCAGGAGUCCGUUGCAUCGCUCAACUCGGUCUCCUCAACUCUGCAGCAGCAUCUGCAGGCUCUCACUGCCCUGCCUGCUGCUGCCGCUGCUCCCACAGCUGCAGCCCCGGCAGCAGCAGCAGCAGGAGUAGCAGCGGCAGGGGCAGCAGGAAGCAAGGGCUCUGCAGCAGCAGCAGCUGCUGAUACUGCGCAGGGGAACGGGCUGGCUGGAAAGGCGGUGCCAUUGGAGCAGCUGGAAGCAGCGCUAGACCCCACGAGGGAGAUCUCGCGCCUGCUGGCAGACGGCAGCUACGAGGCUGCCUUCACCCGCGCCCUUUCCCUCUCUGACGUCGCCAUCGUCACCUGGCUCUGCUCCCAGGUGAAACCGGAGACAGUCUUCUCAGCCUCGCCACCCCUCAGCCAGGGGGUUCUCCUCUCCCUCGUGCAGCAACUGAGCGUGGACCUGCAAGCCGACACCGCCACCAAGGUGCCCUGGCUCAUCAAGUCCCUCAUGACACUCCAGCCGCGCCACCCCCAGCUGGGAGUGCACAUGCGCCCUAUUCUCGAGCAGCUAUAUCAUGCAGUGCACCGCGUGCUGGCUUCUGCUGCUGCUAAGCCUGAGGGUGGUGAUGGGGCCGAUGGGGGUGCGGCGGGAGCGGGUGCGGGGAGGCUGAGCGAGAGCGUGGUGCGGGAGUUGCAGCUGCUGCUGCAUGUGGCCACGUCUGUGCUCACGACUUGCUCUUGA
Messenger RNA from Closterium sp. Naga37s-1, 4653 nucleotides. NCBI's taxonomy places the organism in Eukaryota, Viridiplantae, Streptophyta, Zygnematophyceae, Desmidiales, Closteriaceae. The record is from the annotation of a GenBank genome assembly.